Messenger RNA from Acanthochromis polyacanthus (spiny chromis), 2856 nucleotides. It is a transcript of the gene melk, whose product is annotated as maternal embryonic leucine zipper kinase. The transcript is spliced from 18 exons. Bases 156 to 2213 code for a protein of 685 amino acids. The record is from RefSeq and is a predicted model, not a curated record. Gene Ontology annotation, molecular function: protein serine/threonine kinase activity; ATP binding; tau-protein kinase activity. NCBI's taxonomy places the organism in Eukaryota, Metazoa, Chordata, Actinopteri, Pomacentridae. Gene Ontology annotation, cellular component: cytoplasm. Gene Ontology annotation, biological process: microtubule cytoskeleton organization; protein phosphorylation; intracellular signal transduction.
GUUGACGAGCGAAAUUCAAACUUCUGUAACAAAACAUCAGCGCUGGUGGACUUCCCGUCUGCCAUAUGCUUGUACACUGACUGCACCUCACUUUCAUCCUCUGCUUUUCACACAAAUCCAGGGAGGUUUAUCAUCGUUGUGCUGGAGCAGGGAGGAUGCCUGUGGAAAGGACGGAGCAGCGUGGAGCCGAGGAGCUCUACAAAUACUAUGAAGUCUAUGAAACUAUCGGCUCAGGAGGCUUUGCUAAAGUCAAGCUGGGUCGACACAUCCUGACAGGAGAGAAGGUUGCCAUUAAAAUCAUGAAUAAGAAAGAUCUUGGGGAUGACUUGCCGCGUGUGAAGGUGGAAAUUGAAGCCAUGAAGAAUCUGAGUCAUCAGCAUGUGUGUCGACUGUACCAGGUCAUAGAGACGUCCACUCUGAUAUUCAUAGUGCUGGAGUACUGCCCAGGUGGGGAGUUGUUUGACUAUAUCAUAGCAAAGGACCGCCUGUCAGAGGAGGAGACCAGGGUGUUUUUCAGGCAGAUUGUGUCUGCAAUGGCCUACGUCCACAGCCAAGGAUACGCACACAGGGACCUAAAACCGGAAAAUCUAUUGAUUGACGAGGACCAUAACUUGAAGCUGAUAGACUUUGGCUUGUGUGCCAAACCUAAGGGAGGUUUGGGUUAUGAGCUGAUGACGUGUUGUGGGAGCCCUGCGUACGCCGCUCCUGAACUCAUCCAGGGAAAAGCAUAUAUUGGUUCAGAGGCAGACGUAUGGAGUAUGGGAGUGCUGCUGUUCGCUCUGCUCUGCGGGUACCUGCCCUUUGAUGACGACAACUGCAUGAUUCUGUACAGGAAGAUUACAAGAGGUAAAUUUGAUAACCCUCGGUGGCUCUCUCCAGGUAGCAUCCUCCUUCUCAACCAAAUGAUGCAGGUGGACCCCAAGCGUCGCGUGACUGUUCAGCAGCUGCUGGACCAUCCCUGGGUGAUGAAAGACUACAACAGCCCUGUGGAGUGGUACAGCAGGCAGCCGCUUGGCCACAUAGAUGAAGACUGUAUCACUGAGAUGGCAGUCAACAUGAAGCGAUCUAGAGAGAGCACCGCAGCGCUGGUGAAGAAGUGGCGGUACGACCACACAACAGCCACUUACCUGCUGCUGCUGUCAAAGAAGCAGAGGGGAAAGCCUGUCCGCCUGCGCCCUGAACCAGCUGUCUGUGAGGACUCCUGCUCUCCUCUGCACCAGGGACUACAGUCAAGGAAAGCCCUUCACUUCAGCGAGGAUGAAGACGCCGUAAUUGGGGGUUCAUUGGACUUUUGCUCGGACUACAUUGACGAUUGUCCGUGGAUUUCAGCCCCACGGCACACACCCCAACGGGUCAGAGGCCAGCCAGACGGCACCACAAACAAAGACAUGAGGUUGCUCUCUCCAUCGGUGGAAAAAAGGUCUGCUCACAGUCCGACCGCAGAGAGGAGCAGAAAAACGACACCACACCGCCAUGAGAGGAGGGAGAGAGACCAAGAACGAGCCAGUGAGAACAAGGAGAACACCGCCGUCCAAGAGAAAGACGGUGAAGUCUUCGCGUUGCCUCCCCCUCGAACUCCUGUAUCCAGUAAAAAGAAUGCACGCCCCAACAAGAACGUGUUGACCACACCCAAUCAAAAUGCUAAUGGCACCAAACCCAGUGUGGUCAUGCCGAAAGGUGGUGACAGUGCAUCCAAGGAGCACAAUAAGAAGAGAGCAGAAGAGAACAAGGAUUCUGCAAACAUUGAAAUACUGGCCUUCAGUCCAGAGCGAAGGUCUCGGUCUCUGGACAUGGCUGUCACAGGAGACAGCGGAAAGAAGAAGCGAGCGGGAAAGAUGUUUGGUUCACUGGAGAGAGGCCUGGAUAAGAUGAUCACCAUGCUGACCCCGAGUAAGAGACGAGCCCUGCGUGACGGCCCACGCAAGAUUAAGGUGCAGUAUAACGUGACCCUGACCAGUCAGACCAACCCAGACCAGGUCCUCAACCAGAUCCUCUCCAUCCUGCCGGAGAAAAACGUCGACUUCACACAGAAAGGGUAUUCCCUGAAAUGUCGGACCUGGGAUGACUUUGGGAAGGUGACCAUGGCGUUUGAGCUGGAGGUUUGCUUGCUUCAGAGGCCGGAGGUUGUCGGCGUUCGUCGCCAGCGACUGAAAGGAGACGCUUGGGUCUACAAACAUCUGGUGGAGGACAUCCUCUCCACAUCCAGUAUCUAAAGAAGGCGUUUCCUUGGCAGUGUCACGACCCGUUCUUAGGUCUGUGGAUGUUUUUUAUCGACAGCAUAAUGACUGAUCAGUGAGUAAUGCAGGAAUCCAAACAUAGAAAGGUGUCUUUGCACUUUAAUGAUCAGUCCUUCAUUAAUCCUUUGGAAUAUUUAAACUGUCCUUAGGCCAGUUUGCAGUCCUUAGAAUGUUACAUUAAAUUCAUGAGCAUUACGUGUCAGGAUUCUGUACAGUGUCUCGUAUUUUAUGUAGAAUAAUUUUUUACUUCCCUAUUUCAUAUUUCUUAAGCUAUAUAUAAUUGCUGUCAGUCCUCUUCAGAUGAAUGUGUGUAUGAAAUGUAACAGAAGUAUUUACAACAUACCUUCCAGCUGCUUAUUACCAUAUUUAUGUCUUGAUGUUGUUAUUCUUCCCUGUAGGUGCAAAACUUGAUUAAAUAAAAUAAAGAAGCAGAGCAUUACUAAUUUACCGUUAUUGUUCUUUUAUGUACAUGUGUUUACAGUGCUUCUGUCGUUAUGUUUUACAUGGUUGUAUCUGUGUUUUUUUUCCUGGUUUUCAGUGUCUUGUGUCUGUAAGAUUUUUAUUGACGACGUACGAGAAGCAAAAUAAACGAUUUCUGUUUAAGGAGACAGAUGAUGGA